CUAAAGUGGAUGCGAUCAUUCGGGAAAACAUUAGGCAAUGGAGAAACACUCUUCUUCGAUGAGACGGCCACCAUCAAACUGCCCCAACAACAAGCAAUCGAAAACAAACAGUAUAUCCUCAUCAAUUAAAGGCAAAACCUGCCCUAUCUGUCUUUCUCUAAUCUCCGGCCACCGCCCCGCCGUCAUCACAGCCUGUUUCCACGCCUACUGCCUCCGCUGCCUCCUCCGUUGGUCUAACUACAAACGGAACUGCCCUCUUUGCAACUCCCACUUCGACUCCUACCUCUCCCCCUCAUCUCCUUCAUCCUCUUCUUUCCACAACCACCGCCUGCUCCCUCUCUCCCUCCGCCGUUCUCCUGAUCCUCCUCGCCCCCAACGCCGCCAUGCCGCGGUGGUCCAAAGGUUACUUAGGAGGAGAAGAGAUGAAAUUCAUGCAGUGAAUCGGCAGUCCAGGCCGGUUCCACGGCGACGGUCGUUUGGUCUGGUAGACUCUGCUCCAUCGGAGGUUGUCACAGAAAGGAUUCUUCAAUGGCGUGCCAGCAUAUACAAGCAUGGUAUAUCAGCCGUUCCGUUUUCUGGCAGGAAUCUUCAGAAGCUGAACAUGUCAGUGAGUCGAGAAAGUAUACUACAUAGGAUAGAACCAUGGAUCCAAAGGGAGUUGCAAGCUAUACUUGAGGACCCUGAUCCAACCAUUAUUGUUCACGUGGCUACGUCAUUGUAUCUUUCAAGCAUUGAAAAGAAGACUGAAGCCCUUUCAACAUCAUCAGCUGAUCAUAAAGAUGCCUUUCUUGCCCCGUUACGACCAUUUUUGCAUGAAUUGACAGAUGCUUUCUGGCAUGAGCUUAGAUGCUUUGCAGAAAGCUGUUUUACGGUUGAUACGUAUGAUGAGGUAGUUGAGUACAACAAAAGAAAAUAGGAAUUGGAAGUGAUUUGCACAUUGCAAGCACAAGUGCUAACAUUGGGCAUCGAGUUAUCAAUUACCAGUUUGGUGGUGUAUCUGCUACAUCUUCAUUUCAUGCCAUGAGAUGUAAUUGAAAAUUCUGAAAGUGAGAUGAUCUGGCAAAUGCUUCAUAUGUGGGGUUGUGUGUAUUCUUGGUCUUCUUCAUCAUCCUUGUGUUCCAUUUUGGCAAUGCUGAGACAGGCUGGAUGUUGUAGAUCUCGUCGCUUCUCGGAAUUUUGGAGUCAGAAGUUACAUUACUAUUGGCGUUUUGCACAUAAAGCACUGUUUGGUUAGGAGUUGUUAGCGGUUAGCUGGUUUUGACUAGCUGUUAGUUGUUUGUAUUAGUUGGUUUGACUAGCUGGUUGAAUUAACUGUUUGAGUAAAAGUGUUUCGUAAAUUAGUUAUUAGUGGUUAGUUGUUUAAUAAGUAAAAUGACCAUUAAGGACAUUGGCAUACUUUAUUGUUUGAUAUUUUGUUUCUUAUUAAUACUAGAUAAAUCGUUUAUUA
Spinacia oleracea (spinach) is the source of this 1447-nucleotide messenger RNA. RefSeq lists its product as uncharacterized. Lineage: Eukaryota; Viridiplantae; Streptophyta; Magnoliopsida; Caryophyllales; Amaranthaceae. The record is from RefSeq and is a predicted model, not a curated record. Gene Ontology annotation, molecular function: ubiquitin protein ligase activity. Gene Ontology annotation, biological process: protein polyubiquitination; protein monoubiquitination. Bases 38 to 916 code for a protein of 292 amino acids. The transcript has 6 exons.